GUUCCAGGUGCCAACUCCUGUAUAUCGGCGAAACCAAGCACAGGCUCGAUGAUCGUUUUGCUGAACACCUCCACUCAGUCCGCCUAAACCUACCUGAUCUCCCGGUUGCUCAGCAUUUUAACUUCCCCUCCCAUUCCCUGAGCUUUCUGACUUGGGCCUCCUCCAUUGUCAGAGUGAGGCCAUACGCAAAUUGGAGGGACAGCACCUCAUAUUUUCCACCCCAGUGGUAUGAACAUUGACUUAUCUAACUUCAAGUAGCUCUUGCUUUCCCUGUCUGUCCAUCCCCUCCCCCUUCCCAGUUCCACCAACACUUACUCUUUCCGACUACAUUUUAUCUCUGUACCGCCUACUCCCCUGACAUCUGAAGAAGCAUCUCGACCUGAAACAUCACCCAUUCCUUCUAUCCGUCCCGCUGAAUUACUCCAGCAUUUUGUGUCUAUCCAAGGCUGAAAUAUAUCCUUGCAUCCUCCAUUGAUCUAUUGUAGUAUUAGGCAAACUGUAAUGGGCCCAGGUUCUUGUUGAGGUAGCAGUUGAAGUGCACCAUAUGGUAACUGCCCUCCUGUACCAAACUCUUUUAAGGUGAGAGGGAAAAGAUUUAAUAGGAACCUGAGGGGCCACUUUUUCACCGAUAGAGUGGCAGGUAUAAGUAAGUAAGUAAGUUUAUUAGCCAAGUAUUCACAUACAAGGAAUUUGCCUUGGUGCUCCACCCACAAGUAACAACAUUGUUACAAUGCCAGUUACGAAUGACUCAGAAAACACUAAACAUUAAUAAUAAUAAGACAUUAAUGAUAAAACACCAUUGAUCAAGCAUGUGAACCAACAAAAUACCAGAUCAAAGCGAGGCUACAGAUUUUUGGCUGUUUAGUAGAGCAACUACUCGUGGAUAAAAACUUUUUAUCUCUAUUUUAUAUGGAAAAAUAAACUGUUUUUAUAUGGAAUGACCUGCUGGAAGAGGUAGUUGAGACAGGAAGCAUCACAAUGUUUAAGAAACAUUUAGACAGGUGCAUGGAUAGGAUAGGUUUUUGAGGGAUAUAGACCAAACACAGGCAGGUGGGACUAAUUUAGAUGAGGCAUGUUGGUCGGCUUGAGCAAGUUGGACCGAAGGGCCUGUUUCCAUGAUGUAUGACUCUAUGACUCUAAGCACUUCAUCACCACAGAUGUUAGUGCCACUGGUUGACAGUCAUUGAGGCAUGUCACUUUACUCUUACGGAGCACUGGUAAUAUUGAUGCCCCUUUAAAGCAGGUGGGAACCUCAGUAAUGAGAGGUUGAAGAUGACCGGGUACAUUCAAAGGGUUCAUCCUCCUAAAGUAUCUUCUGACGUCAGACUCGGUAACUGUGAUUCGAAUACUAUCAGGGGACUACGGGGGCCCAGGCAGGGGCAUCAGUGUUCACCCUAUCAAAAUGUGUAGAAGGCCUGGAAUUUGUCUGGGAGUUAUGCCUCGCUAUCAUUUGAGUUGCCCCUUGGUUUUGCGAUGUAGGAAGUGAUGGUGCCCAAGCCCUGGCACAGCUGUUGAACAUCCUUCUCAUUCUCCAGUUUAUAGCAAAAGGCCAUUUUAACCUUUUCGAUGGAAUCUGCACUGCCACGUUUGAACAUCUAUGAUUCAAGGUGGUUCAGGUGCGGAGAAAAGGAACUGGAUAGGUCUGCUACAUCUGAGUAUCAGGAAGAGUUUACCAUGCGGCAUGCACCACCACCUCUAGCUUUCCCCUAUGCCUCUUCUGCCCAUGCGAUAAAUGAAAAAAAAAACUUUGGGCUUGAGGGCUGAGUCUGGGGAGCUGAGGGGUAAUGUUUUAGGGUGUUUUAGGGUUUAGGGCCACUCCGCGACCAAGUUCAACCCUGACAUGUGGUAACUGCGAAAGCUUGCAUCAUCUCCUUGUGACCGGGGUUCAUUGCAACAUUGGAAAAAAUAGGGGUCAGCCACUCUAACUUCCCUUCAGUAUGGAGAUGAGUUGCAGAAUCUGGGGGAGGGGUCGAGAGAGGGGGAAUUGUUGCAGAAAAUAGAAUGGAAUUACAUGCAUCAUCUGCAUCUGCCGGGUGUCCAUAAUGGGAUUGGUGUAGGGUUAGUGUAAAAUUUUGUUUGGCGUUUGUGUUAGUGUAAAAUUGGUGUUUGUGGGUGGAAGGCUGCGUUGCUGUGUCAUAUGAGUCUAUAUGACUUUCCACUAAUUCAUUUCAUAGAAAACACAGCGGAUCCCAAGAUCGAGAGUGGGGAAACUCCCUUGUGCUCUGGUCGCUUUGAGUGUAUGAGUUGUUUAACUCAGUUAGAACUUUUUGGGGAAACUGACCGUCAGCUUUUACACAUGACCAAUUCAGAAAAAUUGAAGCUUUGUAAAACUACGCCACGAGGAUGUCAGAAGACCAUCACACACGUGGAGAAGCUUGGAGUGAAUAUUAUCGGAUGUGAAUGCACGGAAGCAUCACGCGGACACACCCCGCCUCUUCCUCGACAGUUUGUGCAUGGACUUUAGCCCCCAAACACACAGGCAAUAAUACGCGUUAUUGGGCGGCCAUUCGCACUGUUCCUCUGUGACUGAUAAUUUACUACCUUAUUAUAAACUAAAUUAGAAUUGAAAGAAUUUAGGCGUCAUUUCUGGGAACCGUCGUGUCAACUAGGAAAGUGAAAGAGAAAAAAAGACUUCGCCGCGGGGGAUAUUGAUUGACAGUAAGAAAUAUUAACGAUAGAUCGAUCAUGGCAACUGAGCAAAACUUUGGCAAGUGGAAUUUUGCACUGUUCCUACUUGGUUUUGUGCUGUACCUGACUGACAUUGGGACCGAUCUUUGGGUUGCUGCUGUGUACUACAUCGGCGGGGACCGAGUGUGGGCUCUCCUGGUGCUGUUAGUGAUACUGGUUUCUGCAGUGAUCCUGCAGAGUUUCAGCUGGUCCUGGUAUGAAGACGAUGAGAAUAAUCCAGACCUCGGUAACUCAGGCUGCGUCGGUUGGCGUUGGUGUCGCCGUGUGCUGCAUAUUUUUCAGAUGGGAGUGCUGCUCAGAUACAUAAAGGCACUUGAUUAUGGAUACCGGGCAGCAUUUAAAACAGAAGAUACUCACAGGAAGGCCAUAUACUCAGUUACAGAUUUGAGCAUGUUACGGUUGUUUGAAGCAUUUUUGGAAACUGCACCUCAACUUGUUCUUCAGGCGUUCAUCCUGCUGAAAUCUGAUAACAGAGAAUAUAUUCAGUAUGUGUCUGUGAUUUUGUCAUGCAUGAGCAUGUCAUGGGCUACUUUGGACUAUUAUGCGGCACUAAAAAAAUCUUUACCUGAUCAACCAAAGCUAACCUGCGGAUUCCCUUAUUUGUUGUACUUUUUUUACAAGCUGUUGACACUUAAUGCAAAAAUUUUGCUCAUAACCCUUCUGGCGACGACACAUGUCAUCGAUGUCAUUGUCUACCUGUGUGUUUUAUGGUUGGUUAUGUUUAUUUGUGUAUUUGUGCAGAAUACAAACUUCUGUACAUCCACGAUUCAGGAAGUUAUUUACAAGGCAGUGGUUGCCAUCAUCUUAGUUUUCACCUUUUUCAAUAUAAAAAAUAAGAAUACAAGAUUGGUUAUGACCCUCUAUUAUACCUUUAGAAUUCUUGAAACUGUUUCACUUCUUGUCUUCUGCUGGUUUCUCAAAUGUUCUGCGGUUGAUAAAGACAUUGAUUUCCCUGUUAGUGUAACCAUUGGGUUGUCACUAAUACUUGGGGUUAUUUGCCUUGUGUUGUACUACAGUUAUUGCCAUCCAACAAGGGCAAAUGAUCAAGACGUUGAAUAUUCUGACAAUACACAGGAAUUACAAACAUCUUGUGAUGAAGUUGAUGGAUGCCUAUCUAAAAAGCCAACAGUUAUACUCAACAAUAUAAAUGAAAACAGCACUAUGAUUCAUUCAACAGUUGCUAAAUCCAGAAAUAUAAAUAGUAGAUUAGCAAAUUGUUUAAGUGUUUAAUUAAAGAUAUAAUUGGAGUCAAUUGACUUCUUUCCACAGAUGUUAUAUUUAGUGUCAAAAAUACGUCAUUUUUGGGACAUCAUAAUUUUCUGAUCUGAAGCCACUGAUGAUGCCACCCUAAGCCCACACUGCCUCCCCGCCUUCCAGACCAAGCUGCCAAUGGCGGCCCACACCUCCUCCCGGGCUGCUUCCAGGCCGCACCUACUGCCACUACCGCUGACCCACACAGAUUCCUUGGCCACUCCAAGGCCGUCCCUGCCCCCACCACUGGCACCGGCGGCCCUUACCUGUAGUUUGGCCGCCCGAGGGCAGCGACCAAUGACUCUUACGAUCCCCGCCUCUCCUAAGCUCAGCCACCAUCAGGCAGGGCAUCAACUCACCUGGAUUCCAGGCGCAGUCCCAGAUCGAGAGUCUGAAGAAGGGUCUCGACCUGAAACGUCACCUAUUCAUGUUUUCCAGAGAUGCUGCCUGACCUGCUGAGUUACUCUAGGACAUUUUCACGCAGAGAGUGGUGAAUCUCUGGAACUCUCUGCCACAGAGGGUAGUUGAGGCCAGUUCAUUGGCUAUAUUUAAGAGGGAGUUAGAUGUGGCCCUUGUGGAUAAGGGGAUCAGGGGGUAUGGAGAGAAGGCAGGUACAGGAUACUGAGUUGGAUGAUCAGCCAUGAUCAUAUUGAAUGGCGGUGCAGGCACGAAGGGCCGAAUGGCCUACUCCUGCACCUAAUUUCUAUGUUUCUAUUGUGUCGUUUUGCGCAUAAACCAACCUCUGCAGUUCUUUGUUUCUACAACUUACACAAUGAUAAUUCCUUACUCGGAUAGAGCGGAAAAUUGUUAAUAAUGGGCACCAUUCCCUCCCCUCUGGUCCAUUAUAACGAGAAUUUAUUGUAUCGCUGUUGCGAGCAUCAUGAGAAUAGCACAGAGAAUGAAGUUUCAUUUACAAGGCACUUUUCAUGGCUUCAGGAUGUCCCACAGUAUUUUGCAGCCAAUGAGGUAGUUAUGAUGCAUUGUUAUUUUAAUGACAUGAAGCACGUGCCAAUUUACACAAAAUGCUCUUUUAAUGAAAAUUGAGAUGAAUGCCAGACAAUUAGUUUCAACUAUAUCGCUCGAUGGAGUUGAGGGUGAUGGGAAGAUAUAGGGUAGGGCUAGUCAUUGGGUGUUGGGGAAUGAGACAUGGACUCGUAUAUUCAGCUGGGAUACCUAGGGAACUUUUCUGGUGCUGAAAAGCCUCCUACUGUAUUUUUUUUUCACACUCAGAUUGUGGUUUGGUUGAACAUAUCAACCAACAGAAAACAACUUCUUUAACUCUGAGGUGCCAGAGAAAUCUCAUUGGAUAUGACAUGGGCAUCACACGCCUCAGCACUCGUGAGUAAGGCAAGGCAGCGCCUUUACCACCUCAGGCAAUUGAGGAAAUUCAGAGUGUCUCCGAGGAUCCUCCAGUGCUUCUACGCAGCGGCGGUGGAAAGCAUCUUGUCCGGGAACAUUACCAUCUGGUUUGGGAAUUGCUCUGCCAAGGACAAGAAGGCUCUGCAGAGAGUAGUGCGUUCGGCCGAACGCACUAUGGGAACUUCACUCGCCCCCCUGCAGGAACUAUACAACAGGAGGUGCAACUCCAGAGCAAAUAAAAUCAUGGGAGACCCCUUUCACCCCUGCAACGGACUGUUCCAGCUGCUACGGUCAGGCAAACGCCUCCGUUGCCAUGCGGUGAGAACGGAGAGGUUGAGAAGGAGUUUCUUCCCAGAGGCAAUUCGGACUGUAAAUGCCUAUCUCACCAGGGACUAACUCUACUGAACGUUUUUCCUUCCAUUAUUUAUUAUGUAAAAUAAUAUGUGUGUUAUGAUUGUGUUUAUAAUUUGUUUGGUUGUUUUGUUGUUUGUCUUUUGCACAAAAGUCCGCGAGCAUUGCCACUUUCAUUUCACUGCACAUCUCGUAUGUGUAUGUGACAAAUAAACUUGACUUGACUUGACUUGUUUUAUUUAUGAAUUUUUCCUGCUCUGGGUGUCAUUGGCAUUGGCAGGAUUUAUAGAGUUAUAGAGUUGCUCAACUCUAAUUACUCUUGAGUAGGUGGUGGUAAACUGUCUUCUUGACCUGCCACAUUCCUUCUGGUGAAGGUUCUCCCACUGUUGUAGUAUAGUUGUUGAGUUUAGAUGAAUAAUGAUGCAGCUAGAGCUGAAUUAGAAACUCGCUCCAUUCCCAUGGGUGUCCCUAGUGGGUGUAGGGUGGUGUUAAUGUGCGGGGAUUGCUGGUCGGUGCGGACUCAGUGGGCCGAAGGGUCUGUUUCUGCGCUCUGCCUCUAAACCAUGAUGUGCAAGUGAGCUGACAGCUACUCACAACAACCACAAGAUGGUCUUUUUAUCCAUGAAAUUCCUAGCCCCAUCCACAACAAUUAAAUACUCAGAUUCAGAAGGAUAUAUUUCAUCAGCAAUGUACUGUUGUGUAGUGGAUUUUCUAAACUUUGUUGUAUUUAUUCUGUUUAUUAUUGCUAUUAAUGUGAAUAAACCAUUUUUAUUAUAUCUGUGCAUAUUUCCUAAAGGCUGACACAGCUGCUAUUUUUCCUAUUAAGCAUUGCGUAGACUUAGUCACAGUCAUAGUCAUACAGCUCGGAAACAGGGCCUUUGGCCCAAUUUGCCCAUGCCAACCAAGAUGCCCAACUCUGUCCCACAUGCCUGCGUUUGGCCCAUAUCCCUCUAAACAUUUACUAUCCAUGUACUUGUCCAAAUGUCUUUCAAAUAUUGUUAUAGUGCCAGUCUCAACUAUCUCCUCUGGCAGCUCAUUUCAUAUACCCACCACCCGUUGUGUGAAGACAUUACCUCUGUUUUCUAUUAAAUCUUUCACUUAAAACUAAAAUAUUCCUACUUGGCUAAGGUGUUGCAAUUCAAGUUUCCUUUGUGCUAAUUGUCAUUCAUUUUCUGAACAUAAAAUAUAUAUAUUUCUGUUGUAAUUCUGUCUGAAUAACACGUUGGAUCCUAAUUAUGUUCUUAUUUCCUCCUGCCACCUUACCUGCCCAUGCUCUCCAUAUGUUCUUCUUAGUGGAGCUUCACUCCAUCCUUAAUCCCCAAUCCAACUAUUCCACAACUGUUCUUCUCUCCGGCUACCUCUUUAACUACAGAUCCUUCAACUGCUGCAUUCUCUCUAUCUCUCUAUAUCGCUCUCUUUCACUCACACAGC
Messenger RNA from Leucoraja erinaceus (little skate), 7080 nucleotides. It is a transcript of the gene xkr9, whose product is annotated as XK, Kell blood group complex subunit-related family, member 9. Lineage: Eukaryota; Metazoa; Chordata; Chondrichthyes; Rajiformes; Rajidae. The record is from RefSeq and is a predicted model, not a curated record. The transcript has 3 exons. Bases 2686 to 3918 code for a protein of 410 amino acids. Gene Ontology annotation, biological process: phosphatidylserine exposure on apoptotic cell surface; engulfment of apoptotic cell; apoptotic process involved in development. Gene Ontology annotation, cellular component: plasma membrane.